Anisakis simplex (herring worm) is the source of this 954-nucleotide messenger RNA. Lineage: Eukaryota; Metazoa; Nematoda; Chromadorea; Rhabditida; Anisakidae. The record is from the annotation of a GenBank genome assembly.
AUGUCACUUCUGCCUGAGCCAAUGACAAGACACUUGCUGAACUAUGUACUGAAGGAAUUUCCGGUAAGGGAUUGUGAAAGAUUGCGCAAAGUUUCAACAUUGUGGAACAGUAUUCUUCGUAAGGGACCACUCGGUCAGUUUCACAUCUCAACGUUGAUAAUCACCGAGGAAGCAGCUCAAUUCAGUGCUUUUGAACAGUGUGAUCGUUCCCUUUCGUUCGCGUUGAAAUAUACUCAUGAAGUUGAUGAGCAGUGCAGCGAUCGUCUGCCACAUGAGUCAUUGAUUUCAUUCAUCGACCAUAUAACGAAAAUCGACAAGCUCCAACUCAACUUCGAAAAUGCUCAUCAUUUAGGCGCACCAACGCGUUUCCUAAAAUACCGGGCAGCCUUAUGGAGCGUUGAUGAUGUGUUUGUGUGCUUAGGUGAUAAACUUGACGAAGUGCGAUCAGAUGAUGUGGAAAAUUGUUUCGAUGAAAUCUGUGAAUUAGCCGUUUUUAUCAACGAGAGGGCAUCUGAUCUGUUGCUCACCUUGCCAUUCACAAUGCUUCGCGAUGACUUCGUACAGUUGGUACGACAGUGUUACGGCAGAAGCAUCACAGCGCAAUUUCAUGUUUUCAAGUGCAGCGAUGUUAGCAGUCUUGUUUGCGAUAUCGACAAGUGGCUACCAAUGUGCAUUUUGGAUGCGUUACGAAAAUUUCGUGUGAUUAGGUUGCUUAUCGACUGUGAUUUGUGCAGAGUGGAAAGCAUUGAGCAGUUAGACAAGUUGGCAGCAAUAUACGGGAAACGAAUUGAUGAAGUAUAUGGUCGGAUGACUCUACCGAACAGCACACUUUCGUUGCUUUUGCAUGGAUCCGAGAAAUUUUGCGGUCGUUAUGCGAGCACGUCGUUAAAUUACAGAAGUGGUAUUGGAAGACGUUUGAAUAUCGACGUGAAAUGCACUCACUCAUUUUUUUGA